UCCUCUCUCUUUGUUAAUGGCAAAGUUGCAAUUUUUUUCUCCAGCACGCGGGUUUCUUUCCCAUGAUCGCUGGAUUAAUUGCGCUAGAGAUGUCUAUGUGGUGUGACUGGAUUUUAGAUUGCCCUGGAUUGUUUCGAAUCUUAUUUCGUCUGCCUUGGAGUCUAAUUAUGGGUUACCGUAUCGUUAAUAUUUCUUUUUGCUAUUUACAAAUAUAAGGAUUAAUUGUACAAGUGACGGUGAAUUUUUGAAGAACACUGAGAAAGCAUUUCUUACUGAAUCGAGUUACGCCUCUCCCUCCCCACAAUCCCAAGUCCUCCCCACACCCCCUUCUUUUCUGCGCAUCAGGAUUUUAUACAUCCUUACUUCAGCUACAGGACAUGGAAGAUGUGAAGCUAAACAAGUGAGCAAGAUAAUAGUGGAAGACGCAGAAGUGUGUACAACAUACUUAUAUAUAUUUAUUAGGCAGGCAGUGAAUAAGAACGUAAACGUUUUUAGGCUAAAUAAUACUUCGUAUAAACUUGAAGCUAUGUAAUUUGAGAAAUGAAUGACUUUGGACUUGGAACUUGGAUUGCACUUUUCAUGCUGGUAAAACCGAGCUUUUGGCUUGAUGAAAUGAUAUCGAGCUUUGUUGACAGAGAAGUUAUGAGCUCAGGAGGCUUCUCCAAAGGAGGGUGUUAGAGAUAAUGAGAUAUUAGUGAAUGCUGUCAUUGGGCCUUGUUCUAACAACUUAAACUUCUGUAAGAGUUAGUUUUAUAAUUACAGGAAUAGUCUACAAUGGCACUUACCUUUAAUGCUUGGAGAGGAAGAUUUGGUGCAGGCAACGCAAGUCACCUUCGAGAAUAAAAAAAUAAACUACAUUGCAGGGCCUUGCUCUUGCUACUGAUUGAAAUUGGUUAGAUGGCGGAGAAGUCAUGCAUCAAGCGCCUUCAGAAAGAAUAUAGAGCCCUAUGCAAAGAGCCUGUAUCCCAUGUUGUUGCCCGCCCUUCACCAAAUGAUAUUCUUGAGUGGCAUUACGUGUUGGAGGGAAGUGAAGGAACACCCUUUGCAGGUGGAAAUUAUCAUGGAAAAAUCAAAUUUCCUCCUGAAUAUCCAUAUAAACCACCUGGAAUAAGUAUGAUUACACCUAAUGGCCGGUUCAUGACUCAAAAAAAGAUUUGUUUGUCUAUGAGUGAUUUUCAUCCUGAAAGCUGGAAUCCUAUGUGGUCUGUGUCAAGCAUACUUACAGGGCUCCUUUCAUUCAUGAUGGACAACAGUCCAACCACUGGUAGUGUGGAUACUACCACUGCCGAGAAGCAGCGACUAGCCAAAAUUUCCCUUGCUUUCAAUUGCAAGAACGCAACAUUCCGGAAAAUGUUCCCCGAGUAUGUUGACAAGUACAACCGCCAGCAGCAACACCUUUCUGAGAAAGUUGAUUCUGGGAGGUCAUCAUCAGACACAUCUCGUGAUGAAAGACCGAGGCUCUUGUCAGAAAAGGUCUCAGAUACUACAGGAGGAGACAUGAAAAGAGAAGAGGGGUUGGAGGAUGUCAGAAAGAAGAGAAAGCAGUCUUUCCCGACGUGGAUGAUGUUGUUACUCUUGUCCAUCUUUGGAGUUGUAAUGGCAUUGCCUCUGCUUCAGCUAUGAUAACAAGCCUCACUGUCCUGGGACUUAUUGUCAAUAUGCUUCUUAGACGUUGUCAUGCUUAACAUGAUUUGUACGGGGAACUCAUGGGAAUGGAGGUUGUCCUCUAUUUAUGCCGAUUUUCCUCCUCUGUGUCUAUGUUGCUUGCUUGGGAUUCAGAGCUAAGAAGUAACGAGUUACGUGCUUGAUCUAUUUUGUGGUUUGUCUUCUGGUAUUGUUGGCUGGUAAUUAAAUGUUAUGUAAGAAGUAAAGAGAGAAUUGCCAACCGAA
Molecule: messenger RNA, 1890 nt
Organism: Prosopis cineraria
Lineage: Eukaryota; Viridiplantae; Streptophyta; Magnoliopsida; Fabales; Fabaceae
Product: ubiquitin-conjugating enzyme E2 34-like
Exons: 10
Coding region: 898-1623 (241 amino acids)
Source: RefSeq, a predicted model, not a curated record